This is a messenger RNA of Maudiozyma saulgeensis, 2892 nucleotides long. The record is from the annotation of a GenBank genome assembly. NCBI's taxonomy places the organism in Eukaryota, Fungi, Ascomycota, Saccharomycetes, Saccharomycetales, Saccharomycetaceae.
AUGGCAAUUGGUACAACAGAUGAAAUUAAUGCUGAGACAUUCGCUUAUGAAGAAAGUUUACCAAAAUUACCGCUACCAAAAUUAAAUAAGACUUUAAACCAUUUGAAAAAAUCUUUAGAACCACUAUAUUAUGCCGAUGGUUAUUAUAAACAUCCUUUAGAUCCAAAGACAAUUCAUGAUUUAUCACAAUGUAUUGAAAAUUUUGAAAGUUCAAAAGUGGCAGAAAAAUUACAAGAGAAAUUAAAUUAUUAUCAUUUAAAUCAAUCAUCAUAUUUAGAUAAAUUACAUCUAGAUAUUAACAAUAAUACUUCCGCAACAGAUAUUCAAGAUGAUAUUUUACCAAGAAAUCCAUUUUUAAUCUUAGCUGAUGAUGCAAUUAAAGGUAUUACUCAAGAAGAUAGAGCAGCUGUAUUAGUUCAUUCUGCUUUAAGAUUUAUAUCUGCUUUGAAAAAAAACAUUUUACCACCUGACGUCGUAACAAAUCAUUCAAUUAAAGAUUCUUCAACAAAAAUUGCUCAUCUUUCAAUGUUCCCAUAUAAAAAUUUAUUUGGUACAACACGUUCACCUGUUUUCCAAAAUGGUGAAGUUGAAACUUUUGAUUUACAAAAACCUUAUACAAUUUCAGAUUUAGAAAAUGAUGAAGAUGAUGAAGAGGAUGAAUUUUCUUCAAAUGAAAGUAUUCCAGAAAAUGAUAAUAAUUCUGAACAAAAAAAAGUUAAAGAUUGUUUUACACGUAAUGGUAUUACUAUUGCACGUUAUCCCGAAUCUCGUCAUAUUGUCAUCAUUUCAAAAGGACAAUAUUAUACAAUAGAUGUAUUAGAUGAUGAAAAUGAUUUAUUAUAUACAUCAAAUGAAUUUACAAGUUUUUUCAAUUAUAUUAUUAAGGAUUCUGAAAAGACUUAUAAUUUUAGAGCAUCGACUGCAUUAGGCUCUUUAACAUCUCAUAGUUUUAAAAAUUGGAAGUAUGCAAGAAAGAGAUUACAAAAAAGAUAUCCAGAAGAAUUACAUCUAAUUGAUUCCGCUUUGUUUGUACUGGUAUUAGAUGAAUCUGAUGAAUCUGAUCUAAUUAAUAAUGAUCCAGAGGUAAUUAAUUCAAUUGUUCACGAUUAUGAUUAUAAACCAAUUAAUAAAGAUACAAAUCAAGAAUCUUCAAUUAAUUGUAAAAGAUUAUUUUAUGGUACAUCGAUUAUUGAUCGUAAAGGUCAUCAAGUUGGUUCAUGUGUAUCGAGAUGGUAUGAUAAAUUACAAUUAGUUGUAACAAAGGAUUCAAAAGCUGCAGUCAUUUGGGAUUCGUUCACUUGUGAUGGAUCUGCCGUAUUAAGAUUUACUUCAGAAACUUAUACUGAAUCGAUUUUAAGACUAGCUAAAGAUGUUAAUGCAGGUGAUCCUGAAUUUUCUUUAUGGCCAACAGUAAAACAAUCUUCAAUUCCAAACGAUUUAAUUAGAAAGGAUAAAAGAACAAUGACUUUAGAUGAAUCACAAAUUAAAAAUAUUGUAUUUAAAAUCGAUUGGUCAUUUAGUAAUAUUUUAAAUACUCAUGUUCAUUUAUCCGAGACAAAAUUAGCUGAUUUAAUAUCAAAACAUGAUAUUAUUCAUGCAUCUGUGCCAUUUGGUCGUAGAUCAGCUUUAAGAUUAGGUAUUCAACCGGAUUCAAUGAUUCAAGUGGCUCUUCAAAUUGCUCAUUAUUCCUUGUAUGGGAAAAUGGUAUUUUCAUUAGAACCAAUAUCAACAAGAAGAUUUAGAAAUUCAAGAUCCUCAUUUAUUAAUGUUCAAACUCAAGAAUUAUUAGAAUUAUGUCAAUUAUUUAUUUCAAAUUCAAUUAAUGGUCCAGGCAAAUUAGAAAAAUUCUUAAAUACUUGUGAUUCUCAUAGUCAAAAUAUAAGAAAGGCUAAAGCAGGUUCAAGUUAUGAAAAACAUUUUAACGCUUUAAAAUAUUUAUAUAAAUUUCAUGAUCAUUAUGGAAUUGAUUUAGAUGAGGACGAUAAGAAGAUUGCAGCAAAUUUAUUUGAUAAUAGUAUCAUUGCUCCAUUUUCUCAACCAGAAUUGAUAGUGGCUAAUUGUGGUAAUAGUGCCACUACAACAUUCGGUAUUACCCCAGUUGUACCACAGGGAUUCGGUAUCGGUUAUAUUAUUAAGGACGAUCAAUGUGAUAUUACAGUGACAUCACAGUUUAGACAAGGUGAUAGACUCAUGUUUAUGUUAGUGUGGGUACUUCAUGAGAUUCGUUCAUAUUGGAAAGAAGCAAGAACUUUGGAUCAAAAUAGAACGGGGGUAAAGAUUAGUCCCGGUGUAGAUAGAUUAUAUCAAUUGGAUAAUGCUAUUAAGAGUAAGAUGGAUGGUCAAAGUUCAAAUGAACAUAGCCCAUCUCCAUCUUCCGCCCAACUAAAUCAUUUAUCACAUAACAAAAAAUCGCUUUAUGGGAAUCAUCACCAUCCAAAUAGCGGAUUUAGAUUCUUUGAUAUUGACUCUCAUAUCGAUAGUAGAGGUACAUCUGUAACACCUCCAAUUGUUAAUGGUAAUAGAGUACUCAUGGCUCAAGGUGAUCCACUUCGUGGUCAAUUUGAUGGUUCCAGCAGUAAAUUAUCUGCGAAAUUAGCAGCCCUAUCAGUAAAUGAUACAAAUUAUAAUUCAUCUCAAUCAUUAUCGGCGCUCACUGCAUCUGAGAAAUUAAAUACAGGUUCCGAAAUUCCACAAAUUCAACCAAGUCAUACAGCGGAUUCUUCUGAUUUCGAUGGAGAAAGUAUUAACUCACAAUCUAAUAGAUAUUCAAUCGAUAGUGAUUCCGCUAAUAGUUCAAGACCUGACUCUAAAAAACGUAACGUCAUCAAUUCUAAAUUCGAAAUAGAUUUUGAUCGUGCUGAUGUUGGUAGAAAAGUUUCUACAUACGAAUAA